This is a messenger RNA of Dipodomys ordii (Ord's kangaroo rat), 582 nucleotides long. RefSeq names its product chymotrypsinogen B2-like. NCBI's taxonomy places the organism in Eukaryota, Metazoa, Chordata, Mammalia, Rodentia, Heteromyidae. The record is from RefSeq and is a predicted model, not a curated record. Gene Ontology annotation, molecular function: serine-type endopeptidase activity. The transcript is spliced from 5 exons. Bases 1 to 582 code for a protein of 193 amino acids. Gene Ontology annotation, biological process: proteolysis.
AUGGUAUAUAGCAGGAGCCCGGCAGGUAACACGCAGCUGUGUGGUGGCGACACCAUGCUGGGCCUCUGGCUCCUGGGCUGCUGGGCUGUCUUGGGCUCUGCCUUCGCUGGGCAGGAAGGCUGCGGGAUCCCCGCCAUCCCUCCUGAGGUCAGUGGGCUGUCCAGGGUGGUCGGUGGGGAGGACGCUGUCCCUGGCUCCUGGCCCUGGAUGGUGUACAUUCAGUACAAAGAUGGCAUCUACUUCUGCGGUGGCGCCCUGAUCAGUGAGGAAUGGGUGGUCACUGCUGCCCACUGUAUGGUCACGACAGCUGACAAGGUGGUGGCAGGGGAGUUUAAUCUGGAUUCUGAUGAGGAGGAUGUCCAGGUCUUGGACAUUGCAAAGAAGGAAGCGUCUGGAACCUGCAGGCUGCAGACAAGCUGCUCCCAGGCUAUCCCACGCCACAGCCAGGACGGCGAUGUGCCAGUCACAGCCCUGCCCUCCUCCCAGCCAGGCCAAGCCUUCGUGCCCAUGGGGACUGACCACGAGAGAGUGCCUGCGGCACACUACUUCCCUGUACCCCCAGAAGGCCUGUCCCCUUCCUAG